CGUAUACCCACCACCGAAUUUGUGCAAAAGUUCAACGCCCAAUUCGAUGAGCAAUUCGUUGAUUCUCAUGUGCUUCACGAUCAGACCUUUUUCACCGAACAAGAAAGUAAUAAACCGGAGGCAGACACGGAGUGUAACGAGGCGACGAAAAUCGUCAGAACUCCCGAAGAUGAUUUGGAGCAGCUACAUCGGUUGCCAAAAGAGUUUAGUAAAACAUUUGUGGUCCUGUACAAAUCACUGAUCGGACUAAAUAUACCCGAAUCACGUCUUGCAAAAGCUAUGGAAAGAUUGUCCCAUCUAUUGGAGGAAUGUGUUCGGGAGCAGUUUCACACGGGAGUUGUCUUGCGGUGUUUGUCACAUGCUUUACGACUGCAACAGCAAGAACCGUUUACAUCCUUCGCAGUCAAACCGAAACGUUUGUUCAAACUGCUUUUCUCUCAUCCGCAAUUCACUGCCGUGCUCCAUCCGGAUUACUUGAUUCCGUCUGCAAAAUCAGCAAACCCGGUCGAAUCAGCUACUACGGACUCUUUCUCUGUAGAAAGUCCUGUUUCUUGUCAGUUUCUUCGUGACUGUCUAAUGGAACUGCUUGUGACAUUAGUCCGCCAAUCUCCGAAAUCGGGCUUAAAGUAUUUACAACCUCUGUGGCUUUUGGGUGCCUAUUCAGCCACACUCUCUCCGUCGGGUAAGUAA
Echinostoma caproni is the source of this 690-nucleotide messenger RNA. NCBI's taxonomy places the organism in Eukaryota, Metazoa, Platyhelminthes, Trematoda, Plagiorchiida, Echinostomatidae. The record is from the annotation of a GenBank genome assembly.